AUGUCUUUCUUACAUAGUCACUCUUGUGAAUGUAUAAAAUCUGAAUUAGAUUUGUUUGCUUUACCAUCAACACAAACAAGCAUAGAAAGUGGAAUGUGGGUGCAAUAUAAACCAAUAUCAUCUUUAGCUGACGAUGGUCCUAUAGAAUUUCAAGUCCCUGGAACUGGUGAUGACUAUAUAGACUUAUCUCAUACACUGAUUCAAUUAAAAGCAAAAAUAUUAAAUGAGGAUUCUUCAAAACUGGCUGCUUCAACUGUUGUGGCACCUGUAAAUAAUUGGCUUCAUUCAGUUUUUACUCAACUCGAUGUUUAUUUAAACCAAAAAUUAGUUUCACCUCCAAACAAUACAUAUGCUUAUCGAGCUUACAUUAAAACUCUUUUGAAUUAUUCAUCUGAGGCAAAACAAUCUCAUUUAACGUGUAGCCUUUGGUAUGAAGAUACAGCUGGUAAAAUGGAUUCAACCGAAGAAAAAAAUUCAGGUUUUACUAAAAGACAGCAAUUAGUUUCAGAAAGUAAGGAAGUUGAAAUGAUAGGACAUCUUCAUGGUGACAUAUUCAAUCAAGAAAAAUUUUUAAUUAAUGGCGUUGAGAUGAGUAUUAAAUUGGUAAGAUCACGUGAAACAUUUAACCUGAUGGCUCCAACAGACGAUGUUAAAUACAAAAUAAACAUUACAGAUGCGACUCUCCUUGUUAGAAGGACAAAAAUUAACCCCUCUGUCUUACUUGCCCAUCAAAAAGUCUUAGCCACCACAACUGCAAAAUAUCCCAUAACUCGAGCUGAAGUAAAAGUUCUAACGAUACCGUCAGGGGUCCAGGGAACAGGGAUACAUUUUCUUAACGAAGGUAAUGGGAUAUCUCACGAUAAGUAUUCAAAAGGUUAUUGUUUGCUAGCAUUUGAUCUCACACCUGAUUUAUCAGCCAAUUCAUUUAGUCAUUGGAAUCUAAUUAGACAUGGUAGUGUUAGAUUAGAAGUUCGCUUUGAAUCUGCUCUGACUCAAACGAUCAAUUGCGUUGUUUAUGCAGAAUUUGAUAAUGUCAUUGAAAUAGAUAAAAAUCGUAAUGUAACCGUUGACUAUAGUAGCUAA
Melitaea cinxia (Glanville fritillary) is the source of this 1083-nucleotide messenger RNA. RefSeq lists its product as uncharacterized. Gene Ontology annotation, molecular function: ribonucleoside-diphosphate reductase activity, thioredoxin disulfide as acceptor. Gene Ontology annotation, cellular component: cytosol. The record is from RefSeq and is a predicted model, not a curated record. The transcript is spliced from 2 exons. NCBI's taxonomy places the organism in Eukaryota, Metazoa, Arthropoda, Insecta, Lepidoptera, Nymphalidae. The coding region runs from base 1 to 1083 and encodes 360 amino acids. Gene Ontology annotation, biological process: deoxyribonucleotide biosynthetic process.